UGACGCAGCGAGUUUCUGUCGUGACUUUUCCGGGGGCCUUGGGGCGUCUCCGCUUUUUCCCUUUAAAGUAAAACGUUCCCCCGACGCGCCCCCGCGCGUUCCGGGCCGGGAGGCGGCGGCGGGAGGCGGCGCUGACGCGGCCGCGCGCGGUCACGUGGGUGUGUUGUGGGGGGGAGGGCCCGCGCGGUCGGUUCCGGGCGGUUGAGCGAGCUAGGGACGAGCCAGCGAGAGGCAGCCGCGCCCGCCGCCGCGCUCUGUAUGCCGCGUUCCCCCGGCGCACCCGCCGCCGAGAGUCCGAGCCGGAGGAGCCGCCGCCGCCGCGGUUGAUGCGGUUGGGCCGGGGCUGAGUAGGCCGCCAAGAUGCCGCAGUCCAAGUCCCGGAAGAUCGCCAUCCUGGGCUACCGGUCUGUGGGGAAGUCCUCAUUGACAAUUCAGUUUGUUGAAGGCCAAUUUGUUGACUCCUACGAUCCAACCAUAGAAAACACUUUCACAAAGUUAAUCACAGUAAAUGGACAAGAGUAUCAUCUCCAGCUUGUAGACACAGCGGGGCAGGAUGAAUAUUCCAUUUUUCCUCAGACAUACUCCAUAGAUAUUAAUGGUUAUAUUCUUGUGUAUUCUGUUACAUCAAUCAAAAGUUUUGAAGUAAUUAAAGUUAUCCACGGCAAGUUGCUGGAUAUGGUGGGGAAAGUGCAGAUACCCAUUAUGUUGGUUGGAAAUAAGAAGGACCUGCAUAUGGAAAGGGUGAUCAGUUAUGAAGAAGGGAAAGCUUUGGCAGAAUCUUGGAAUGCAGCUUUUUUGGAAUCUUCUGCAAAAGAAAAUCAGACUGCUGUUGAUGUUUUUAAAAGGAUAAUUUUGGAAGCAGAAAAGAUUGAUGGGGCAGCUUCACAAGGAAAGUCUUCAUGCUCAGUGAUGUGACGAUUCUGCUACAGAACCCGAGGACACUGGGAAUUUAUUCCACCUGAAGAAGCAAACUGCCCGUCAUCCUUGAAGAUAAAACUGUGCUUCUGUUUUCUUCUGUUAACCUGAAAGAUGUCAUUUGGGUCAGAGGUCCUCCCCUUUCAGAUUAUGUUAACGUCUGACUCUGUCCAAAUGAGUUCACUUCCAUUUUCAAAUUUUAAACAAUCAUAUUUUCAAUUUAUAUAUUGUAUUUCUUAAUAUUAUGACCAAGAAUUUUAUCGGCAUUAAUUUUUCAGUGUAGUUUGUUGUUUAAAAUAAUGUAAUCAUCAAAAUGAUAGACAUGUUACACUACUAUUAACUAGGCUUCAAUAUAUCAGUGUUUAUUUCAUUGUGUUAAAUGUAUACUUGUAAAUAAAAUAGCUGCAAACCUUAA
Messenger RNA from Phodopus roborovskii (desert hamster), 1330 nucleotides. It is a transcript of the gene Rheb, whose product is annotated as Ras homolog, mTORC1 binding. Gene Ontology annotation, cellular component: plasma membrane. The record is from RefSeq and is a predicted model, not a curated record. Bases 361 to 915 code for a protein of 184 amino acids. Gene Ontology annotation, biological process: small GTPase-mediated signal transduction. NCBI's taxonomy places the organism in Eukaryota, Metazoa, Chordata, Mammalia, Rodentia, Cricetidae. Gene Ontology annotation, molecular function: GTP binding; GDP binding; GTPase activity. The transcript has 8 exons.